ACGUGGAUUUGGUGACGUAGACAGACUGAAUUAAAAGCACGAUUGGCAUUGUUCGUUACUGUACACCUCAUACUGAUAACAUACUACAGUGUCAUUGUGCUUAGCCGGUGUCAGCAGAGUUUCUGGUUCGUCAGAGAAGAAACUUUACAGGUAGCAAGAGCAUAAUGGGAAUCACCGAGGAUAUUUUUGGAGAAUUCUCUGACCCAGAUUCAGGGAAAAAGAUUGCCGUAAAGCGCUAUACUUUGACCAGUGCCUCGGGUGUGUCUGUUCAGGUGAUUUCUUAUGGUGCUUGUGUCAGUGCCAUCAUAGUGCCAGACAAGACAGGGAAGAAGGACCAUGUCACACUUGGCUUUGAUAAAUUUGAAGACUAUACAAAAAUUAAUUACCAAGGAAGCACCAUAGGACGCCAUGCCAACCGCAUUGGAAAAGGGAAGAUGACGAUUAAUGGAGAAGAGUACCAGUUGACAAUUAACAAUAAUGCCAAUCAUCUCCAUGGUGGAAAGCGAGGAUGGGAUAAGUACAUUUGGGAGAGUUGUAUUAGUGAUGGGAGUGUCUUUUUCUCCCACUUCAGCCCAGACGGAGACCAAGGGUAUCCUGGGGAUGUUUUAGCGCAGGUGAAAUACACUCUGGAUGAUGAAGGUGGUCUACACAUUGAUUACGAAGCCAUGACAACACGUGCAACAACAAUCAACAUGACUAACCAUGCCUUUUUCAACUUGGCCGGGCAUGAUGCAGGACAAAAGGGGUUGUUUGAACAUGUUGUAAAGUUGAAUGCUGAUUGCUUCACACCUGUCUCAGAUCAGCUCAUUCCAACAGGAGAACUGGCCCCUGUAGGAGGGACAGGAUUUGACCUCCGCAGCCCAACCACCUUUAAAGAAGCCCUUACUAAUGUUCCCGGAGGAAUCGAUCACAACUUCUGCAUUCACGAAAAGCGCAGGGGACUUCUGGAGUUUGCUGCUUCCUUUCAUCAUCCCCCAUCUGGUCGUGUGUUAGAAGUUUACACAACUGAGCCAGGGUUUCAGGUUUACACAAGCAACUUCCUCCCCAAAGAUGAAGGUGCUAUGGUAGGAAGAAAUGGUUCUUCAUACAAAUUCCAAGGUGCUUUCUGCUGUGAACCUCAGAAUUACCCUGAUGCCAUAAAUCAUAAACAUUUUCCAGAAGAUGUUUACUGUCCUGGGAAACCUUACAAGCAUUCCAUUCUUUUUAAAUUUUUAGUUAGAAAGUGAAAUAUACUCUAAUAGAAAAAGUUACUAACUCAUAUCAAAUUAUUAUAUAAUUAAAAGUACAUACAGUGCCUUUUUCACAUUUACGGGAAAUUAUGAUUCACUCAUAAGUACAUAUAUUGUGAAGAAGUAUAGUAGUAGGAAAAUCAAAAUGUUUGUGCCAUUGCAGCUAUUACAAAUUUAUUUAAAAUGUUACACUAUAGAGAGGAUUGUUAAGUCAAGAAAAAUGGAAACUUUCACCUUAGAUUUCAUAGUAAAUUGGUUGGGGGAGUGUUUGGUUCUUUUGGUGAUAUUGCUGAUCUUAAUUUAUAUUAGUGAUAUGUUGAUUUUUAUUAUUCAUCUGUUUGUUAUGGUUUGUAGUAUUAAAGGGGUGUUGGAGGUGCUAUAGUAAGUUGAUUUUUGUUAUUCAUCUGUUUGUUAUGGUUUGUAGUAUUAAAGGGGUGUUGGAGGUGCCAUAGUAAGUUGAUUUUUGUUAUUCAUCUGUUUGUUAUGGUUUGUAGUAUUAAAGGGGUGUUGGAGGUGCCAUAGUAAGUUAAUCCAGAAUGAAUGAUUAUUAUUUUUCAUUCUCCUUUUUUGUGGCUAACACUGACAUAUAACAUUUUUAUUUAAUUCAAUUUAGUGAUGAAGCUAAGAUUAUGCCUUUCUGUGACUUCUUGAAUUACCAUUUCUGCCAUGGCUUGCUUGGAAGCCAUGCUUCCAUCGACAGUAGUACAUUACAUGAAUGCACACAAAC
Messenger RNA from Penaeus vannamei (Pacific white shrimp), 1956 nucleotides. Its product is annotated as galactose mutarotase. Gene Ontology annotation, biological process: beta-D-galactose catabolic process via UDP-galactose, Leloir pathway; glucose metabolic process. Gene Ontology annotation, molecular function: aldose 1-epimerase activity; carbohydrate binding. The record is from RefSeq and is a predicted model, not a curated record. NCBI's taxonomy places the organism in Eukaryota, Metazoa, Arthropoda, Malacostraca, Decapoda, Penaeidae.